AUGAGAACAAUAUUGAUUCUCUUGAUUUUUUUCAAACUAUUUUUUGCUGAUUAUUGUGGAACAGAUCAAGUUGCGAUUGGAAUGGAAGUGCAUAUUAGUGGAGUGGCAAGAUUGUUGUGUGGAAAACCAAAUUGUUUUGAUAAGAAUUAUUCGGAAUGUCCGGAAAGAGCUGAAUCUAGGAAAGGAUGUAAGAAAGAGAAUGAGUGGAUUGGUGGAUUUGAUGCGACGAUUGAUGGGAAGUUAUACACGAUGUGUUGCGAGUUUGAGAAUUUGAAGGAUUUUGUGAAGCCAAAGUAUAAAGAGGUGGGACCAAGUUAUAAUUUUUUACAAAUAUAAGUUAUGAAAACAUAAGGAAAUUCUGAAAUUCCCUCUCAAAAUCAUUUCAUAUUUAUCCAGGUCCGUAUCCGACGUGGCGAAUAUUUUGAAGGAGAAGAAAAACAAAACGAUGAUGGAGAUGUGACAUCUUUCGAUGUCAUCAAAGAUAUUCAAACAUAUCGGGACGAUUCAGGGUUUGUUCUUGCUAGUUUUAAAUUUAAGUCCAUAAUCUGAAAUUCAAAACUUUCCAGAAAUCCCUACUACAACUUGACUGUUUAUAAUUUCAAUUGUGUUCCGCUGGCUGAACAAACACCUAAAUGGGUUCUGAAAACGCAUUGGCCAUAUUUCAAGAAAUGA
Caenorhabditis angaria is the source of this 672-nucleotide messenger RNA. The record is from the annotation of a GenBank genome assembly. Lineage: Eukaryota; Metazoa; Nematoda; Chromadorea; Rhabditida; Rhabditidae.